CAAGACUGGAAGUACAGGAUUUGUAUGUGCAGCUGUGGAUAUAUACUUCCAGUUUCGGAAUUCACACGGAUUAUAAAAGAACCAGAGAUUCUUCGUACAUAUACUCCCUAAUCCACCCAGACACCCAGACUUUCUAGCUGCGGGAGCUCUAAAACGCUGCAGCAAUGCCUGCCCCAGGUGUGUGCAUGAAAACCAUCAGAUCGCGUCACUUGAAAGCCGGUUAUGGGACCGUCACCAACCCUGAGAAGUUCCUCAACCAAGACUACCAUCAGCUGAAACAGUACUGCCGCACCAGACGGUUUAGGUUCAUUGACGACAUGUUUCCACCUGACAAAUAUUCAAUUGGAGGAGAAGCUCUGACGUCUUCUGACCUGGCCCAAGUGGUGUGGCUGAGACCAGCGAAAAUCGUUUCCAAUCCGUCUUUUGUCGUUGACGGAGUCUCCAGGUUUGACUUUGGUCAAGGCUCAGUUGGAAACUGUUGGUUUCUGGCAUCUAUCGGAGCUCUGACCUUCCAAAAGGACAUCUUUGGGCAAGUUGUUCCUCUUGAGCAAAACUUUGAUGAGGACUACUGUGGGCUGUUCCACUUCAGGUUCUGGAGAUUUGGAAGAUGGGUGGAUGUUGUCAUUGAUGACAAGCUCCCAACAAUCAAUGGGAGACUAGUCUUUGUCCACUCCAAGGACCCAACUGAGUUCUGGCCUGCCUUGCUGGAGAAAGCUUAUGCCAAGGUGUGUGGUUCCUACUCAGAUAUGCAAGGUGGAACUCCAGCCGAGGCUAUGGUGGACUUCACUGGCGGGGUUCACAUUUGUAUCCAGCUGUCAGACCCUCCCCAAAACCUGUGGGAUAUGAUGCGCAGAGCUGGCAAAACCACGUCACUGAUGGGUUGUGGUACACCACAAGGCGAAACACCUGAAAACAAUGUACUACCAAAUGGACUAGUCCAAGGCCAUGCCUACACUGUCACUGGGGUGAAAGAGAUGAAGAGCCAAGGGCAGCUGGUAAAUCUGGUGCGCUUGUUUAACCCCUGGGGCAAAGUAGAGUGGAAGGGAGACUGGAGUGAUAGGUCACGCCUCUGGCAAACUGUAAACUCUCAAAAUCGAGACCAAUGCUUGUUAAAGCGCCACAAUGGAGAAUUUUGGAUGACUCUGCAAGACUUCUGCAAGAACUACACAGAUCUUGACAUCUGCUGCCUGUGUCCUGACUUCCUCGAUGAGGGCUCCUCUUGCCACUGGAAGACUUCCCUUUAUGAGGGCAGAUGGGUUGCAGGCACCACUGCCGGAGGCUGCAUGAAUGACCUCGACACCUUCUGGACUAAUCCACAGUACCGGGUCAAGAUUGACAAACUGGCUGCUGAAUGUGCUGAGGCACAGGGUGAUAAUAACAUGCUGGUGUCCCUCAUGCAAAAACCUGACAAGAGGAACAGACGCAUGGUUAAAAACCUCCACAUUGGGUUCUACGUGUUUGAGAUCACUGGAGAGUACAUGGCACAGACUGGAAAAUUCCCAGCCUCUUUUUUCAGGAGAAACAAAUUAGUCGCCCAAACUAAAGUCUUUUUGAACGCACGUGAGGUGAUGGAGCUCAUGGCCCUGGAGCCUGGUGAAUACCUGAUAGUGCCGUCCACUUAUAGACCCAAUGAGACGGCCUCCUUCAUCCUGACCAUCCUCUCCAAAGCAGAGACCCACAUCCAUGAGAAUUCUCAUGGCCAUAUGCAUGAAUGUGUGGAUGGAAAAGAGCCUUUGCAACCAGUGGAACAUAGUGAGAAUGAAAGAAAUGUGAGGACCCUGGAUCGUCAGUUCUCUAACCAGUACACAGAAGUGGACGCAGAGCAGCUCCAGAUACUCCUGAAUGACAAACUCCUGAAAGGAGACUUGAAAUCUGGGGGCUUCAGCAUCGAUGCCUGUCGAAGCAUGGUUGCCCUGAUGGAUACGUCUGUCACAGGCAAACUGAAUUGGGAGGAAUUUAAGCGUCUGUGGGAGAAGGUUGGCAGGUACAAGGACAUUUUCUUCAGUAGUGAUGUUUCACAGGCAGGGACACUGUCACUGAGUCAGCUGGGGAGCGCUAUCACAGCUUCAGGAAAGAGGAUCAGUGAUGAAAUGCUGGAGUUGAUGGCGGUGCGUUACGGCACCUCCUCUGAACACAUAACACUGGAGAGCUUCAUCAACAUGGUCUUCCGCUUAGAGUGCAUGUUCGAAAUCUUCAGCCAGCUGUCUGAUGGGAUGGCUAUAACUCUCAACGAACAACAGUGGCUGUACCUUGCGAUGUACACUUAACCCGACGGAGAAGAUGAACAGCAGGAUUCAGAAGACUGAAGUAAAUUUAACCAAAGGGGUUUGUCAAUCUUUUCAUUAAAAAAAAGACAAAAAAACAAAACAAAAACAAACAAAAAACAUGGGCAGUGGGAAUUGGCAAAAUUUUCUUACCUUGUACAGUAUGUCUUCUCUUUGUUACAAUGAAAUGUAAGAUGGUCGAGAGAGAACAAUUGCCUGGAUCUUAAGAAAACACAUGCAAACAGACAAUACACAAUCAAAUUAAGAGAAAAUCUUUAUCAGUUUGACAACACAUGCUGCAAAAUACAUCCAACACCAGAAAAUACAGACGCUUGGAUGCGUUUUUAUGACUUUUGAUACAUGCCAGUGUUGAUGGAAUAUGUUUGUGUCUUUUUUAACAUUGUGAUUGCAUGAUUUCUGAUUGUGCUUUGAUUAGCUUGUCAGUUCAAACAAUAUGAUGACAUACAGAGUUGGAGACUGAAGUCAAUAAUAUGUUAACAUUUAUUCUGAGCAUUUUAAUCACUUCUUGGGGUACCCUGGGACAUUUCUGUAUGUGCAACACGUUUUUGUAUUUGCAGCAACGUUUUACUUGCUUUUACUCUGUGAAUAUGUGUAUUGUAGACAAAUUAUGCAUUUGUGAGCCAAGGUAACUAAAUCUCAUUUACUAUAUGCACUGAUGUUUUUUUUUUUUUUUUUUGAAUGAGAGUAAAACAAGUCUAGGUCAAAGUUAGCCUGCAUUUAGUUUAUUUGCAUGGGAUCUGCAGUGAGUUAAGCUCUCUUGGCCUCCACAGAAUUAAGAUAAUCCUUUCACUUGUCUCCCUGUUUAGUUAAGACACAGAUUUGAGGAUUGCAUUAAAAUCUGAACAGGACAGAGAACACAAAGCUUGUAUCAUCAUUAUUGUAUCAUCACUAAUCGUGUGUGGUCUUGCACAGAGAGAGAGAGGGAAUAUGGUAUGUGGCCAAAAUACUGCACCUUCUACAUGUUACUCCCUUCAUUGGUGUCCUACCUUCAUCUAAAAUGGAUGAAAGUGUUUUUACUUUACUUUUGUUUUCUGUUCCCUGGCUAGUGCACCACUUAGAUCCACAUUGAGAGCGCAGGCUAUAGUAUCGAUUAGCAUGGAAUUUAUUACGAACAUUCAGUUUGUAAUCAAAUAAAGGCAUUUUUUCAACUUCUUGAA
Messenger RNA from Mugil cephalus (flathead mullet), 3442 nucleotides. RefSeq names its product calpain-1 catalytic subunit-like. Gene Ontology annotation, cellular component: cytoplasm. Gene Ontology annotation, molecular function: calcium-dependent cysteine-type endopeptidase activity; calcium ion binding. Bases 165 to 2267 code for a protein of 700 amino acids. The transcript is spliced from 22 exons. The record is from RefSeq and is a predicted model, not a curated record. Gene Ontology annotation, biological process: proteolysis. Lineage: Eukaryota; Metazoa; Chordata; Actinopteri; Mugiliformes; Mugilidae.